UAUCAAACCUAGAAAUAAAAAAAAAAGACUACACCUACAACUAACUUCAGGUGUUGACAGCGAUCUAGAAAUCUGGAAUCAGCGUCAUUAAAAAUUAAUUAAAAAAUGUCUGCAUUAAAACAGUGGGCUUGUGUGAGAUAUGUGGAAAAUGUUUGUGGAAACCACAAGAAGAAGAAUAUUUCAUUUAUUGUUCCUCUGGAAGAUGUCGAAUUGGAGAACGGAGAAUUUGACAAAAAUAGUAUUUAUAAUGUCAAAUGUAUAAAAAAUAGCAGCCGUUCAUGCAAAGCUGUGAUUGCAUUCAUCACAGAAGAAACAACAAGAAGUAAGGCAAUAAACCUGAAAAUUAAAACUCGACUAAGCUACGCAGCUAAUCCUUCCUCCUCUGAAGAGAACUCUGCAAGAGCCAGUACGUCGAAAGCCGAGGAAGAAAGCGACGAGGAGUAUUUAAUUUAAUGAAAGAGAAAAU
Messenger RNA from Leptopilina heterotoma, 466 nucleotides. RefSeq lists its product as uncharacterized. The transcript is spliced from 3 exons. The record is from RefSeq and is a predicted model, not a curated record. NCBI's taxonomy places the organism in Eukaryota, Metazoa, Arthropoda, Insecta, Hymenoptera, Figitidae. The coding region runs from base 106 to 453 and encodes 115 amino acids.